Microthlaspi erraticum is the source of this 1629-nucleotide messenger RNA. Lineage: Eukaryota; Viridiplantae; Streptophyta; Magnoliopsida; Brassicales; Brassicaceae. The record is from the annotation of a GenBank genome assembly.
AUGUUUCUAAUUUCGAAAUUUCGCAGCACAAUUGCUUCUUCUUCGCCUUCAAAUAUUACUAAACGAUCGAUCCAGAGCCAUGUCUAUGCUCCAGUUUCUAGCCCUGUGAAGCAGUUUGAUCAUAAGACAUCCAUAGUACAUUUACACGAAUUUAAUAUCAAGAAGGUCAAGAAUAUACUUAUUGCAAACCGAGAUGAUCCAUUCAAGAGCUUAGAGAUGAUUGACGCCAUUCAAGGUUUAGGCAUUGGUCUCCAUUUCCGACAAGAGAUCGAUCAAACCCUUCACAAGAUUUACAAAGAAUGCAUCCAACUCGACGGAUACUACGGCCGAGAUCUCCGUGAAGUUGCACUUUGCAUUCGAUUGCUAAGGCAAGAAGGUCACAAUGUCCAAGAAAGUAUUUUGGAUAAUAUACUAGACAAGAAGAGUGGAACCGUCUUCCUAAAAAAUGAUCUAAAAUGUCUAAUAGAAUUGUAUGAAGCUUCUGAGCUCGGUGUAGAAGGCGAAGAAACACUUAAUCGCGUGAAAGAAUUCACAUUCAACCGCCUUAAUGAACUUUGCUCGGGUCGAGAAAGUCAUCACAAGCGAGAGAUAAUGAGUUCUUUGGCACAACCUCGCCACAAAACGUUAAGAAGAUUAACGUCCAAGAGUUUGACUCGUGAAGAAGAUAAUGAGUGGUUACAAUCUCUACUACGAGUGGCAGAGAUCGAUUCCAUCAUGUUGAAGUCAUUGUUUCAAGAAGAAAUAUCUCAAGCACUCAAAUGGUGGAGAGAGCUUGGUUUAGAGAAAGAGCUGAGGAAGGCAAGAAAGCAGCCACUUAAAUGGCACAAAUGGUCCAUGGGGAUUCUUCAAGAUCCGACCUUAUCCAAACAAAGGCUUGAUCUGACCAAAUCAAUAUCGCUUGUUUAUGUUAUAGACGACAUUUUCGAUGUCUAUGGGGAGCUAGAAGAACUCACCAUCUUCACACAAGUAGUUGAGAGAUGGGACCAUGAGGGUCUUGAGAAGCUACCGAGGUACAUGAAGGUUUGCUUUGAAGCUCUAGAUAUGAUCACAAUGGAGAUCAGCAUGAAGGUCCUCAAGGAACAUGGUUGGAACCCAACGGACUCUCUUCGAAAAUCGUGGGCAAGUUUGUGUAAAGCAUUCUUGGUAGAAGCCAAAUGGUUUAAGUCGGGUUACAUGCCGAAUACCGAAGAGUAUAUGAAGAAUGGUAUUGUGAGUUCAGGCGUUCAACUAGUGAUGCUCCAUGUUUACUUCUUGUUGGGAGAAGAACUAACAACAGAUAAUGUCGAGCUAAUCGAGAGAAACCCCAGGAUUGUAUCGUCCGCAGCUACAAUCCUCAGGCUCUAUGAUGAUCUCGGAAGUGCCAAGGAUGAGAACCAAGAUGGGAUUGAUGGAUCAUACGUAGAGUGUUACCUGAACGAGCACAAGGGAUCAACUGUUGAGGAAGCAAGAACACAUGUUGCUCAGGAGAUAUCUAAAGCAUGGCAAUGCUUGAACAGAGAGUGUUUGAAUCCAAGACCAUUCUCAAGAUCAUUCUCAAAAGCUUGUCUCAACAUUGCAAGAACAGUUCCUUUAAUGUACAGCUACGAUGAUGGUCUCAACCAAUAUCUCAAGUGUAUAACAUUAAAAUGA